Molecule: messenger RNA, 447 nt
Organism: Fomitiporia mediterranea MF3/22
Lineage: Eukaryota; Fungi; Basidiomycota; Agaricomycetes; Hymenochaetales; Hymenochaetaceae
Exons: 1
Source: RefSeq, a predicted model, not a curated record
CAAGUUGGUCUUGGUACUGCAAGGAAUUUCUCGACGGCACGACCAAUAUUUCAGCAGCUGACGCAGAACGUGCCUGUUGCCGGACGGGCGAUAUACGAAGCAGACUGGGACUUGGAGAAGAGGAAGAUGAAGGGUAAAAUGAGGAGGGACUUGAAGCCAAGCAACGAGAAGGAAAAUGUCCAUUCGACGCUUCGCGCGAAGCCCAUUGAAAAGACGAGGAAGGUCGUCGAACUUGAGCGUUAUUUCCCUGAACCAGCUCCGGCUGCAAGCGACAUGACGACUGUCUUGCUUGUACCUCUUGCACCGACCCCAACGAGCCGUCUUCCAUUGACGGAAACACAAGCGACGGAGCCGAAUCUCCUCGUGGUUUCUGACUUGCAAGAAGUCCUAUCCACACAUCGAAUACAUUCGCUCCGCGUGUCAUCUUUGUUUGCGAGACUCGAUGCA